UUUUUAAUGAUGACAUGGCUUUGGCCCACCCCUCCUCCCUCGAAGUCCAUUGGCCGCCCCCGCAGGAUCUAGCUCCUGCCUUUGUUGCUAGGAAUGGCAUCUCACACAAUUCUUCCCUUCGGCUUUCAGUGCCCCUUGGCCUCCUCCUCCUAGUCCCUUAAGGUGGUCGAGGGGUCUUUGCGUGUUGCCUUUGCCCUCUGUGCUUCGCUCUUCCUCCAUGCCUUUGUUGUCUUCAAAGAGGCCUUCCAUGUCCUUUAUUAAAAACAAACAAAACGAAACACUCUUCCACAUCACCUCCCUCUUUAGUCUGAGAUUUUGUGAGUAAUAUGUAAAUCAGUUUUCAAAGAUUUAUUAAGAGAAAUGUGUUUGAUGAUGCCUCAUUACAUUUGAAAGUCUUGAAGCUUUGAGAGAUAGUGACUCAAGGCCUGAGACUGGGACUGUACUGUGUUCCAGAUGGGUUUCAGUGACUGUCAUAUUUGUUAAAAACUCAUUAAGGGGAGGGCGUUUGCUUCAGACACUCUAUCCCUAGGGUUGGAAUCUUGGCUCUGGUUCCUAGUCCAGCUUCCUGCUAAUGCCCACCCUGGGAAGCAGGACACGAUGGCUCAAGUACUUGUCCCUGCACUGACACGUGAGACUGGGAUUGAGUUCCUGGCUCAUGGCUUUGGCCUGGCUCAGCUCUGACUAUUGUGGACAUUAGGGGACUGACCCAGUAAAUGGAAGAAAAAGCAACGGUGUAGAUUUGAUGGCCAAGAAACAAAAGGAUCUAAGUUCAUUACCUCCAGUGCAAGUGAUUUCAGUGACCCAGUUUACAAAGAGAUUGCUAUCACGAAUGGUUGUAUUAAUAGAAUGAGUAAAGAAGAACUCAGAGCUAAACUUUCAGAAUUCAAGCUUGAAACAAGAGGAGUAAAGGAUGUACUGAAGAAGAGACUGAAAAACUAUUACAAGAAGCAGAAGCUAAUGCUGAAAGAGAGCAAUUGUGCUGACAGUUACUAUGACUACAUCUGUAUUAUUGACUUUGAAGCCACUUGUGAAGAGGGUAACCCACCUGAGUUCAUACAUGAAAUAAUUGAAUUUCCUGUUGUUUUACUGAAUACUCAUACCUUAGAAAUAGAAGAUACGUUUCAGCAGUAUGUGAGACCAGAGGCUAACACACAGCUUUCUGAUUUCUGCAUCAAUCUUACUGGAAUUACUCAGGAUCAGGUAGACAAAGCUGAUACUUUUCCUCAGGUCCUAAGGAAAGUAAUUGACUGGAUGAAAUUGAAGGAAUUAGGAACGAAGUAUAAAUACUGCAUAUUAACAGAUGGUUCAUGGGAUAUGAGUAAGUUCUUGAACAUUCAGUGCCAACUCAGCAGGCUGAAAUACCCUCCUUUUGCGAAAAAGUGGAUCAAUAUUCGGAAAUCAUACGGCAACUUCUACAAGGUCCCUAGAAGCCAAACGAAACUGACAAUAAUGCUUGAAAAACUAGGAAUGGAUUAUGAUGGGAGGCCUCACAGUGGUCUUGACGACUCUAAGAACAUCGCCCGAAUAGCUGUUCGAAUGCUUCAGGAUGGAUGUGAACUCCGAAUCAAUGAGAAAAUGCAUGCAGGACAGCUAAUGACUGUGUCCUCUUCCUUACCUAUAGAGGGCGCUCCGGCUCCACAAAUGCCACAUUUUAGGAAGUAGCCGCAUUUCUGACUGUGGCGCAUUCUAAUCUGAGCUGCUACCAAAGUAGCAGAUGAUUACUCCUUGAAUCAGUCCUACAGUGCAAACUUUAAGCACCUUAAACAUUUAAAAUCUUGUUACAGUUAUAGAUGGCUAUAGUUGUAUAUGUGAACAAAUUUCGUGAGAGGGCAUAUUGAACUGUCACCAGCACUUUUAAUAUGAGCAGUGAUUGUUACACAGUAACAGUUUCUGCUUUGAACUGAAUUUUACAAUUUAAGAUGUCCAAGAUGUGUUCCUUUUGGUUUUAAAAUGCAAAAUUUUAUUGGCUCAUACCUUGAAUGUCAUAUUAUUGAUGUCAAAAUACAGAAUAUAUUUCUACAUUAGCAUCAUUAAAUAAUUUCUUAAGAUGCAUAAAAGAUUGGAAGAUAGACCUUAUCUGAUCUUUGGAUUUUGAGAAUAUCAUGGUCCUUUUUUGAAUUUUAUAUGAGAAAUUCAACUACAGUUGUCCCACAGUAUCCAUGAGAUUGGUUCCAAGACCUUUCAUGGAUACUAAAAUCUGAGGAUGUUCAAGUCCUUAUAGAAAUGGCAUAAUAUUUGCAUAUGAGUAUAACCUAUACAAUCUUCCUUAUACUUUAAGUCAUCUCUAGAUCACUUAUAAUAUCUAAAACAAUGAAAUGCUGUGUAUGCUUAGGCAAUAAUGGCAAGAAAAAAAUUCUGCACAGGCACAACCAUGAUAGGCACACAGACCAGAGGAACUAGAUGUGAGGCAAACAAUGCUUGAAUGAGCGCUGGAAUGAGACUAGGGAUCUGAGAGAGAGUUGGAGGCCACAGUGGGUGUUGUUACUUUAUUUGGGUGGAUUUGGCUUGGUGCUGAAUGUAUAGCAAAUUCAGGUUUUGCUUUUGGAUUUUUUUCCUCCUGAAUAUUUUUAAUAUGCAGAUGGUUAAAUCUGGGUGUGAAGCCUAUGGAUACAGAGAGCCAACUGUAUAUGUGGUGAAUUUCUUCCAGUACUUGAUGUGCAUAUCUGCCUGUGUUUCUUUUCAACUCAUGAUUGGAAGACUUGUGAUAGAUUAGAGGAUUUUGUUAGAGACUUAGUUGGCGAUGAGAUAAAUACACAGUCAAAAGGCUGUUUAAAGGACUGUCGUAAAUUCCGUAGCUCACGUUUGGUAAUACGUAAAUAAACCAGUAGGUUUUUUUUUUUUAAUUAUUUGAUUGCUUGGUUCCCCUUUUCCUUAUGACGUAUCUGCCCAAAUUUCUAAAUGAAAGUAUACUGUGCUUUUAAUAAAAUUAAGGGGCACCACUUAAUUUUAAAUUUGUAUUCAGUAUUACAGGUGAGGUCAAUAAAAUCAAAUAAUGCUUUCUAUCA
Oryctolagus cuniculus (rabbit) is the source of this 3005-nucleotide messenger RNA. NCBI's taxonomy places the organism in Eukaryota, Metazoa, Chordata, Mammalia, Lagomorpha, Leporidae. The record is from RefSeq and is a predicted model, not a curated record.